ACACGAUCGCCAUAGAAAAUAAUUGAGGCUUAAACCGUUGGAAACCAGUCCAAAGCCUGUGCGUUCGACUGAUCAUGGCGACGUCCAGUGCACUUCCUUCAUUCCGACAAAAACGGAACUCGUUUUCCAAUCUAAAUGUGCCCCGACGUUUCCAUAUCCCACUAUUACUUCUCCGUGCAUUUUGCCUCUUACCAUAUGUGUUUGGCGUAUUCCAUAAUACAAAAGCAGCUUGGAGCAUAGUCGAACGCGAUGCAGGCGGCGCCUUGGUAUUACAAAGCUCCGCAACAGAUUACUGGCUCGCAAAUGGCUGGUGCGUGCUAGCUGGCUACUGGUGCUGGAUUUUAACUACCAAUUUGAUGCGACGUUGGCUGUACCUUUAUAGUGUGGCAAAUGCUUCAUUUCGUAUCGUUACACUGAUAAUUGUCAAUGGCUUGGUUACAGCGCUUGUUCAGUCUUAUGUUUCAGUUGAUCAGCCCAUCAAAGUGUGGUUCACUGUGUCCUGUUUUCUACUAGUGGCGAAUAUUCUGCGUUUACGGUUCGACCCACGCCCCAAACACAGCGAAAAGACGGAAAAUCUUCAUAACGCCAAGAUUGAUACCGAGCUCAUUGCUGCUAAAAUGCUAGCACUAACUUUCUUCUUCAUGAUCGGUGUCACCAUGCUAUUUACCCUUUUCCAAAUCGAUGCAUUAAACUAUACCUCGACCCAGCUUAUGCAUCCAUCUUUUGCCCUAGCGGAUCAGCUGCCGGCUGACGCGAGUAUCAUUGUCGUUAUUCUUUCAUCUUGGUCCACGCAAGCCAUGAAGCGCCGUCAGCAACUGCGACAGACAUCCUUGAAACUGAUACCUCAUGAAAACGUACAAUACCGUUUCGUGAUCGGCCAAUCACCUUCAGCUCGAGAUGAAUUGAAAUUGCGUCAUACGUUGCAAGAGGAAUCACAGCGAUUUAAGGAUCUCCUUCUUGUCCCAACGUCUGAUCUCAGAAAAGAUAGGGGCCGAAAAUUGCUCGAAGCGUUACGAUGGUCGACAAAGAAUCAGUAUAAUUAUUUGAUCAAGACGGACGACAACGUGUUUGUGCGUUGGGAUACGGUUAUCAGCGAAUUACAAACCCUGGGUCCGCAGACCGCGUAUUGGAAGGGAUUGACAUAUCGCAAUAUGCCACCAAACGCGUUUAGGGAAAAAGCAAUCGACCCCGAUUACGGCAUGCCAAUUCUACCCACCUUUGUCUCGGGUAACUUGAUCGUUUUGUCAUACGAUACUGUUCAGUACGCGGUUGGCAUUCCAUCACCCCAUCGCUUCCUUGCCGACGAUGCGCAAAGUUUAGCUGUGUGGCUCUUUGGUUACAAUAUUCAACCUCAGCACGAUUUACGAGUUCAAGAUAUCAACGUCUGUGAAGAGGAUCAGGUGGCGAAACGAUUCGAUAAUGGAAAGUUAUACCUCAUGGAAACAAUGUAUAACAACAUCAAGGCGGGGGCAUCCCAAUGUAACGGAUUGGAUACGAGCAAAUGUGCUGUUUGCUAUCCAUGCCAUGGUAAAAAGGACGAUUGGCGAUCGAUGAACUUGGCAUGUGAUCCUUUCAAAGGUGUUACGUUGCGACAACAAAAAGAUUUCACCAAAGUGUCAGGCUCGUCCGUCAAAGAUGAUUUGUUACCGUCUCAGAUGACAUCGCAUGACGAGUGGAUUAUCAAGGAUAUUUUAUCACCAAGCACUUCUGUUUACUCCGAUACUGAGGAUUGGCAUUUGUUAUACUGGGUGUGUUGGACAAGUGAUGCAUCUACAUUCACCGAUCGGCAUUGGCGAGCUCUGGAGCUUGUAUGGAUCCACGAACCUCGCGCUGUGAUCUUUAUGUUAUCGAACACCCUAUCGCAAGAUUUCUUCAGUGACUACAAAGAACAUGGCUAUAACAUUCAAGUGGUCCACUUCAACAAGGAAAAUCUCUUACGUUGGCAUUGGUAUUUCGGCUCGGGCACCAAAGACUGGCUUCUCGGAUGGGACGAAUGGGAAAAGGGAUCAUUCUUUUAUUGGCAUCUCACCGAUUACAUCCGGUUAUUGCUGCUGUAUAAUUAUGGCGGCACUUACAUGGACAUGGACGCCCUGUGGGUUCGUAUUCCGCCAGAUCCGACUCUCGAAUUCAUUGGAUCCGAUUAUUCAAGCAUAUGGAGCGACAGAGAAUGGACCCUGGACAAGGACGGACUGUAUCUACCUCAAGGUCUGAUGAGAUUCAAACGUGGAUGGAAACUGUUUAGGGAAAUGGCAGAAAACGCAUUUUCCGCGUAUACUUACGAUCCUCAGUGCUUCAACUGCGGUGGUCCUAAGGCUAUCACUACAUAUGUGCGUGAGCAUCGCCAAGCGCUGGAAGCCAACGGGUUUAAUAUCUUGCCGCGCGAAGUCCUUUAUCCCGUCAGUUACCUGGACAUCCACAAAUUACUCGAGAAGAAUAGCCUGGCAGAGCAAGAAUUGAAGACAAAGAUUAUGCCAAACAGUUGGAAUAUUCAUCUAUUUGGAAAAAUGACCAAUCAUUUGCCGAUUGAAUCGGGCAGUGUCAUUGAUAUGGUCUUCCGGCAAUUUGACUUGGAUAUACCCCAUCGUGAUGCAAAAACUCAAGCAAUUAUUUCCAGCAACGGAGCGUGGUCGGUUCCAAUGAAAUUGGUUGGUCCACAAAGGUUUAUUUAUCGUGCGCCAUCUUUUGUGAAGACGAGAAAAGUACAGCAGGCAGCGCCAGGCAAAUUCCAUGGUCUAGACGUGGUAUAUGUUCGGGGUGGUCCAGCGAUUGUCGAUGAAGUCCGCAUCGAGGUUGCUGUGGAACGAAGCCGGUUCGAAAUUCAAGGUUACGCGCAUCCAUUGUCCACUGUCAGUAUUGAGCUUCAGCGUACAACGAAGAGCAAGAUCAAUCAACUCCUGAAUAGCUUGGUGUAUGUGCCGGAACGCUCGCUUGUAAACGAUGGUGGCACUGAUACAAUGACCGUCAAGGUCAUCUAUCCUACGGAAAAGGCCGAGCUGAAGAUGAACAUUGUUGUGGUAGAAAGUGCUGAGGGAGACGAUCUGAUAGAAGACUUAUAGAAAAAUCAUUUUCCAUUCGUAAUCUUCUCCUUCUGAUGCAUACUUCUUUUAUUUAUUCAUAUCUGCAUGCUAAAUCCCAUCGAAACAAUCUCAUUUCUUUAUCCAUAUCGUCAAAUCAAUAGAAUGACUGUAAUUCUUUAAAAG
Radiomyces spectabilis is the source of this 3200-nucleotide messenger RNA. RefSeq lists its product as uncharacterized. Lineage: Eukaryota; Fungi; Mucoromycota; Mucoromycetes; Mucorales; Radiomycetaceae. The record is from RefSeq and is a predicted model, not a curated record. The transcript has 4 exons. The coding region runs from base 75 to 3056 and encodes 993 amino acids. Gene Ontology annotation, biological process: cellular response to oxidative stress. Gene Ontology annotation, cellular component: endoplasmic reticulum membrane. Gene Ontology annotation, molecular function: hexosyltransferase activity.